GUGGUGGCGUAAGCAGAUCGGCUUUGUGGGCCAGGAGCCGAUUCUGUUCAACACGUCGAUCCUGGAGAACGUGAUGUAUGGCCUGGAGGACGGCGAGAAAGUUUCUGACGAGCAUCUGCAGCAAUGCAAGAAGAUGGCCAACCUCAACUUCAUUGACAGCAACAAG
Messenger RNA from Symbiodinium sp. CCMP2456, 166 nucleotides. NCBI's taxonomy places the organism in Eukaryota, Dinophyceae, Suessiales, Symbiodiniaceae. The record is from the annotation of a GenBank genome assembly.